This is a messenger RNA of Penicillium digitatum Pd1, 939 nucleotides long. RefSeq lists its product as uncharacterized. Gene Ontology annotation, biological process: canonical NF-kappaB signal transduction. The record is from RefSeq and is a predicted model, not a curated record. Lineage: Eukaryota; Fungi; Ascomycota; Eurotiomycetes; Eurotiales; Aspergillaceae.
AUGGAAUACUCCAAAUCCAUCCCGACUGAGGAGUCAGGGGCAUCCCACAGCUCCAACUCUCCAAACGAACACACCCGCGCAGGUCACAGCCGGGCAUUUCGUUUCAAAGAUGGCAGUCGUCCCCAUCGAAAACGAACACACCGUCAUAGAUCACGGACAAGAGACGACGAAUCCUCCAAGAGGCGCCAUCGCGAGGAGAAGCGACCCGACCCUACAGUUGAAAAUCCCUUCGGUUCAACCAGAGACACCUUCCGAGAAUCUCUCUUCGAUGCUCUCGGCGACGACGAAGGCGCAGCAUACUGGGAAUCCGUCUACGGGCAACCUAUACAUAAUUACCGCGUGCCCGAUGUUCAACGGGGCCCGGAAGGCGAGCUGGAACAAAUGACCGAGGACGAAUACGUUGAUUACGUCCGUCGACGGAUGUGGGAGCGGACACGGGAAGGUAUGCUGGCUGAGCAGGAGCGUCUGCGUGCUGAGCGGCAGCAGAAAAGGAAAGAGGAGGCUCGGAGGAAUGCGCAGGCUGGGAGGGAGGAGUUCGAACGUGCAAUGGAUGACAGUCUGCGGCGAGGCGCAGAGCGCAAGAGAGCCAAGAUUGAGUGGGGUACGCCCUGGGCUGAGUAUUUGGAACGGUGGGAGAACAUCGGGAAGGCUGCGGAGGGGUCUGCUCCCAAGCCAUUACGCAAUCUGAUUUUCUGGCCUGUUCGCUCUGGGAAGAGAGGCGAUGUUCGCCCCCAGGCUGUUGAGGAGUUCAUGCGUCAUGUUCCGGCACCUGCCGAGUUGAUUGGUACGCUUAAGGUGGAGCGCAUUCGUUGGCAUCCUGAUAAGAUCCAGCAUCGGUAUGGCGCAUUGGGCAUUGAUGAUGUUGUUAUGCGCGGUGUCACAGAGGUUUUCCAGAUUGUGGACCGCUUGUGGAAUGAGGAGAGAGAACGGCAGAAGUGA